This is a messenger RNA of Trypanosoma conorhini, 798 nucleotides long. RefSeq names its product UDP-Gal or UDP-GlcNAc-dependent glycosyltransferase. The annotation marks the transcript as partial. The transcript has a single exon. The record is from RefSeq and is a predicted model, not a curated record. Gene Ontology annotation, molecular function: hexosyltransferase activity. NCBI's taxonomy places the organism in Eukaryota, Euglenozoa, Kinetoplastea, Trypanosomatida, Trypanosomatidae. Gene Ontology annotation, cellular component: membrane.
AUGCCAAAGUCGAAGUUGCUGACAACGAAGCGGAAGCUGAAGCAUGUGGCCCUGCUGCUGCUUCUCUUCAUUUUGGCCACGGCCCUGCUGUCUAUCAGGCUUGACACUGCCUCCGAUGGCGACGCAGCAGGACGCGACAGUUACCUCCACUCGCGAGCCGUCGCAGCGGACGAAGCGGCGCUUGCCUUCAUCCCACGCAGGGCUGUGGACACAUGGAGCCAGCGGCAGUACCUGCUAGUGCUGGGCGUUCCAUCGGAAGACACUGAGGCGAGGCGGAGGCGACGCAACCUGCAGCGGUCGACGUGCUGGCGCUUCCCCGGUGUGGCGACGCGCGCGAAUGGCUUUGCCGGUGCAAUGCUUGUGCUCUACGUCCUUGGGCGGCACCCGGCACACGGCUACAACUACUCUGCCGCGCUGCAGGAGGAGGCGGCGCUGUGGCACGACGUGGUCGCAUUGCCAAUGAAUGAGGGGCGUGUGGCACCUGAAAAGAAAGUCGGCGUUGGUGGAUUCUCUGGCGUCGAGGCUGCGAUUGGUAUGAGCCGCAAGACGUACCUGUGGUUUGACCUUGCGCUCCGCCUCUUCCCCACCGCCAGCUAUCUUGCGAAGGGCGAUGAUGACAUGUUCCUCCGUGUGCCGCUCUUCCUGGCCAACCUGCGCCUUCUGCCGCGCCGAGGUAUCUACAUGGGGAUUCAUGCCGGGACGGGGAUUCGCGUGCAAAACCGCUCAUUAGGUGUGAACUUCAUGGCUGGCUGGUGCUACACGAUGUCGAGAGACGUGGCGGGGGCGCUGGUGUCGUAC